Phyllopteryx taeniolatus (common seadragon) is the source of this 2444-nucleotide messenger RNA. RefSeq names its product epidermal growth factor receptor kinase substrate 8-like protein 1. Lineage: Eukaryota; Metazoa; Chordata; Actinopteri; Syngnathiformes; Syngnathidae. The transcript has 19 exons. The coding region runs from base 154 to 2118 and encodes 654 amino acids. Gene Ontology annotation, biological process: Rho protein signal transduction; positive regulation of ruffle assembly; regulation of Rho protein signal transduction. Gene Ontology annotation, cellular component: ruffle membrane; plasma membrane; vesicle. Gene Ontology annotation, molecular function: actin binding. The record is from RefSeq and is a predicted model, not a curated record.
CACCUCUGUUCUGCUAAAAAGCAUUCAGGGCAGUGUCAUACCUGCACUCGCACCGGGCAUAGUUUCCUUUAAUAACACAGACAUACUUUUUAAUAUCAAGAAUAAAGUGUUGGAAGCUUGUCGGUCCUGUGAAUUACACACGCAGGACAAAGAAUGACCAACAUCCGACGGUAUUUUGUCAAUCACCUGAUCACCUUCUCGCUCCAGAAAGGAGACGUGAAGACCGUGGAAGAGGCCCAGUCUCGCCUCCUCCAGCUGGCUCGGGGCAACAAGUUGUGGAGCCAACAGAUGCUGCUGGAUGUCGGACAGGAUGCCGUUUAUCUCAGAGACAUACAGACUAAGGAGGAGCUGGAGAACUACUCCUUCAACUCCAUUUUCCGCUGCGAGUCCAUUCACUCCAAGGAGCUCUUCCCAUCCCUCCUGCUCCUCGUGUGCCAAAGCGUCAACGAGAAGAAGCCGGACAUUCUCUUCUUCAACUGUGAGAACACAAAGGCAGAAGAAAUGUGCGACAUCAUCACGCAGGCUGUUUCCAAGUCCAGCAAGAGUAAGAACAUUCCCGACCCAAUCAGGCUUUCCCAGAACGACGCAGACAUGCUUGACCCCUACGGCAUUCCGAGCCCCCCCAUCCCGCACGCUCCCAACGCCCCGCCAGUCAACCCCCCGCCUUACCCGGGACUCAGAGCCAACGGAGGACCUGACAUCUCGUUACUUCGAGCCGAGAGAGAAGUGGGCAUUCUCAAUCACUGCUUCGACGACAUCGAGAGCUUCAUGUCCAAACUGCAGCAGACCGCCGAGGCCGCCAUCGUGCUCAACCAGAGGAAGAAGAAGAAGAAAACCAAAAAGCAGAGUGCUGAAGAGGAUCUACUCACCAUGAGGGCCAGGCCGCCACCCGAAGAGGAGUUUGUUGAUAUUUUCCAGAAAUUCAAAUAUUGCUUCAGUCUGCUGGCCCGUUUGAAAUCAACCAUAGCCAGUCCCUCCUCAGACGAGCUUGUUCAUCAUGUCUUCAAACCUCUGGAUAUGAUGGUGAAGACGACAGGGGGCCCGGCUCUGGCGGCCUCCGUGUCCAGCCCCGCCCUGACCGACGCUGCCGUGUCCCUGCUGCAAGAGAACCUGACCGUGGACGAGAGGCAACUGUGGACGUCCCUGGGUCCCAACUGGACGCACGCUCGCGCUGAGCUCCGAGGGCCGAUUGCUCCGUACACGCCCGUGUUCCUAGAUGGCUGGAAGCCCAACACCUUCCGGGCGGACGGGCAGGUUUGGGAGGAUCCGGUCGAGUCACAGCACAAACACGAAGCCUUCCGGCUCAAACAAGAGCAGCAGCAGCAGCAGUUCAACAGCCACAUUGGUGAUGAAAUAGACACAGGAGACCCAGAAUCUGACAAAGUCUACAGCUGCAGUUACGACUUCAUUGCCAGGAACAACACGGAGCUAUCUGUGCAACAAGGGGAGACGCUCGAGGUGCUCGAGUCAUCCAAGCGCUGGUGGAAGUGUCGCAAUCGGUUCAACCAGGUAGGCUUUGUUCCCUUCAACAUCCUGGAGCCCGUCACUCACGUGGAGAGUCCCGUCACCAGCCGGCCCCCCGUUGCUCCGGCCCCGCCUCCCCUCGCCAAGACUUUCACCCCGGUUGCACCCAGCUUGCCCCCCCUGCGCCAGAACCCUUCAGUCCAACGCGUCCCGCACAGCGUGCCCACCUACAACCAGCAUGCACCUGCAACAGAGGACAACGAUAGAGUCAUGUUGGUCAACGACGAGCUGCUCCAGAGGCUGACCAACGGAAAAGCCACCAACAGCAAGCCUCUGAUCAUCCCUCGAUCUACAGAAACCUCUCUGCCUCUCGACUACCAUUCCAGCCCAGCGGAGGUGGCGAGGUGGCUGGCGGGGAAAGGCUUCAGUGAAUCGACGGUGACGUGUUUGGGGGUCCUGACGGGCGCUCAGCUCUUCUCCCUCAGCAAGGACGAGCUGCGAGAAGUUGUCCCGGACGAAGGCGCUCGGGUGUACAGCCAGAUGGCGGUGCAGCAAGCACUGUUGGAGGACGCUCAGAGGGCCACAGAGCUGGAGGCUGUCAUGGAGAGACAGAAAAUGAAGGUGGAUCUGAAAUUGGAGAGCAGCACAUUGUGAGCAGAUGCAUCACAGAUGGACUAUCUAGCGAUAUUAUACAGAAAGAUAAUAUAUACGGUACUUAUCUGAAAAUAGUGUGCAGCCAUGAUGUAAGCUUCCGUCUGUGAGGAUCACUGUGCCGGUUGUCACUUGGAGUUCACUUUCGUAUUUAACGCAAGCAUGCGCCGUUAAUUUAUAGUUCUCACGUGGAUUUCACCAUCAAUUGACAGUAAUAUUCAGUAAAUGGGAAAAAAAUACAACGGUAUUUGAAUACAGCACCUCUACCACACAAAGGCUUACCAUGCAAGAAAUGACCAACAGGCAAUAAAGUCUUUAAUAUGGUUUAA